Clonostachys rhizophaga is the source of this 132-nucleotide messenger RNA. The record is from the annotation of a GenBank genome assembly. NCBI's taxonomy places the organism in Eukaryota, Fungi, Ascomycota, Sordariomycetes, Hypocreales, Bionectriaceae.
AUGGGCGGAUGGUUCCAGUUAUAUGCCUUUGACAUGAUCGGCCUGAUCACAUUCUCAAAACGGUUCGGCUUUCUGGAUGCUGGAGAGGACACCAACGGCUACAUCAACAUCAUCGACGCCGCGAACCAAUAA